This is a messenger RNA of Sinocyclocheilus rhinocerous, 876 nucleotides long. RefSeq names its product epimerase family protein SDR39U1-like. The transcript has 3 exons. Bases 52 to 651 code for a protein of 199 amino acids. The record is from RefSeq and is a predicted model, not a curated record. NCBI's taxonomy places the organism in Eukaryota, Metazoa, Chordata, Actinopteri, Cypriniformes, Cyprinidae.
AACCAAAAUUCUUGUCCAAGCCAUUGCUGCUUCACCCACUCCACCACAUUCAUGGGUGCUUGUUACAGGACAUGUUAUAAACCUUGUCUUCAAACCCAAUACACUGAGGAGAGUGACUGGACACCAUUUGACCUCCUGUCUCGUUUGGUGAAAGAGUGGGAGGCCGCAGGGCAACUUCCUGAAAACAGCGCUAAGAAAACAAGACAAGUGAUCAUCAGACCAGGUGCAGUGUUAGGGCGUGACGGUGGCGCCAUGAAACAGAUGUUGAUUCCCUUCUGGCUUGGCCUGGGUGGGACGCUUGGCUCAGGACGACAGCCCUUCCCUUGGAUCCAUGUGUCAGACCUUGCUGGCAUCAUCGCCCAUGCCUUGGAGCCCAAAGAAGGACCACCAUCCACAGAGCCAGAUGUAUUUAAUGGAGUUUCCCCUUCAUUGAAUACCAAUUUUGAAUUCACUAAGGCAUUGGGCAGGACUCUAAAAAGACCUACUAUCUUCCCUGUGCCUGGCUUUUUCUUGGAUGUCUUCCUCGGUUCUGAGAGAGCUGUUAUCCUCACACAAGGCCAGAAAGUGGUGCCCAAGAAAACCCUUGAGUCUGGCUUUGAGUUUCAAUACCCAGAUCUUACUUCUGCGUUGAAAGAAAUUGUUGGAUAUUAGCAACCAUUCAAAACAGAGAAGAGACCUGAGGAGAUUUUUUAAGCAUACAAGUGCAGUAUAUUUCUUAUAAUAUAUACAUUUUAAAUUAAAAUUAAGCAUAUAAAAAAUAAAUCUUGCUUGUACUUGCUUGAUUUAAUGUACAUUCUCAGAAAGACACAUUGUUCUCAGCUCCUUUGUCGGUCCCCCUUAAAAAAUAUAUUUAUCUGUGUGUUCAAAAUGAGUACU